AUUCGUAUAAGAGCAAAUAGUUUAAUGCAACACUAAACAGUAGACGGGCUCCAAUUGGUGUAGAUGCAUACGUGUUUACAGUUAUAAUAUAACAUGAGUGCACACACACAUACAUAAAUACAAACAAACAUACACAGAUGUGUGUAUGUAUGCAUGUGUGUCAUGUGUAUAUUGUGCUACAAAUUUGUAUCACUUUAUAACCCCAGCUGUACGUGUAUUUAUGUAUUAAUGUUUGUACAAAUAGUGUGUGUAGAUUUGUACACAAAUACAUGUACAUGCCCGAGUUAAUAUAAUCAUUGAACAUUUUGCCACAUAUCAAGAGCGAUUUCAGAAGCGUUGGCUUACAUCGCUUUUGCAAGUCUUUAUCAAAAACGAUUAUCAGCCGGCGCGUCGUCUAGUUAGUUAUAACGCAGUCAGUUGCGUACAUCAUAUGGAGGCGAGCACUCCGUGAAUACCGCAACAAUAAUCAUGUGCACCGCUGCUAACCAAAGUCAACGAUUCGCUAUAUUGGACUGCGAUGGUGGUAGUGAUGAUGCUUGGGCACUACUCCUGCUCCUCCAUGCUGAAAAGUUUGGACAUCUUCAGGUACUGGCAGUGACAACCACCGGCUGUGGCAAUACAACCUGUGAUAACGCCGCUCGCAACAUGAGACGAAUUCUGACAGCUUGCUCCAGGGAAGAUAUUCCCAUUUAUCUGGGCGCUGUUGAUCCGCUUGUGGGUAACAUCAACGCGGACAAGAAGUAUUUCCAUGGGCGCGAUGGAUUCGGGGACUGCCUAGACGCUGAUAACUGUGAAAAUGUGUCCAGUUUUGUGCAGCCACAGCAUGCAGUGACAGCUAUACGGGAACUGUGCGAGAAACGACCGCAACAGAUCACAAUUAUUGCAGUGGGACCACUUACCAAUUUGGCAUUGGGCUUCGCUAUGUAUGGUGAGCAGUUUGGGCAGAACAUCAAAGAUGUUUACAUAAUGGGCGGCAAUUAUCAGGGCGUGGGGAAUUCAUCACGCUCCGCCGAGUUUAAUUUUCACUCCGAUCCGGAGGCAGCACAUGCCGUGCUGUUAAAGUGUCGCUGUCCAAUCACCAUACUUCCAUGGGAACCGUGCACCAAGGAGCGUUUCAACAUAUCUGUUAAUUGGCGGCUGGAAGAAUUUGGUAAACAAAUGGCUGCUAUCAAGCACAAUGCCAUCGAUAUUCUCACACGGGUAGAAUACGCACAAUGGAUGCCCCUACAGCAGUAUGGAUUCGAUAAUUGGAAUCCAUGUGAUGCUUUGCUGGUGGCUGUCUGGCUCUUUGAAAAGGAAUUUGUGAAGAAGUCCAGCACUUGGCAUGCCACCGUCGAUCUUACAGGCACCCACACUCGUGGCCAAAUGGUGCUCGAUCAUUUAAAAGAGUGUGAAAAGUUUCCAGAAAAUGUGCGCAUUAUUGAACUGGCCGAUGACGAAUUCUUUAAGCAUAUUAUCGAAUGGGUAGCUGGCUUGAACAACGCAUUCGACUCAAAAUAAUUUCAAUAUAGCAAAUGUGCACCCAUUAGUAAUUACUACUAAGCUUUGUGUUGCACAUGCGUUUUUUUAAUUCUUAUGUAGUUUUAUCAAAUUAAGAUAUAGAGUUUAUUUCAAAUUCUUGAUAUUUUGCGGGCAUCGAACAUAUCGAUAAUAAAUGAAUCGACUUCCAAC
Messenger RNA from Drosophila grimshawi, 1671 nucleotides. RefSeq names its product pyrimidine-specific ribonucleoside hydrolase RihA. Bases 469 to 1500 code for a protein of 343 amino acids. Gene Ontology annotation, molecular function: hydrolase activity, hydrolyzing N-glycosyl compounds. The transcript is spliced from 3 exons. Lineage: Eukaryota; Metazoa; Arthropoda; Insecta; Diptera; Drosophilidae. The record is from RefSeq and is a predicted model, not a curated record.